Messenger RNA from Thermochaetoides thermophila DSM 1495, 252 nucleotides. RefSeq lists its product as uncharacterized. The coding region runs from base 1 to 252 and encodes 83 amino acids. The record is from RefSeq and is a predicted model, not a curated record. Lineage: Eukaryota; Fungi; Ascomycota; Sordariomycetes; Sordariales; Chaetomiaceae. The transcript has 2 exons.
AUGGGAUGGCAGCCCGCAGACAGCUUGGGUCACGUUGCCCUUCUUCGGCUCUCCAUUCCCAGUACCAUACUUGAGUGCCAGUAUUCUGCUCCCGCAACCACGGAUCAGAUCUACGAUUCCAACAUCAAGAAGGAAAACACUAUCCUUACCAAGCUCGGCGACGUUCUGCACCAGCAAGAGCUGCUUUGUUGCGAUCUCGACGUUGCGGCCGAGGAGACGGAGUCCCUCGUCGAUGGCGAACUUACAAAUUGA